Colletotrichum aenigma is the source of this 741-nucleotide messenger RNA. RefSeq names its product putative methyltransferase tdiE (gene tdiE-9). The record is from RefSeq and is a predicted model, not a curated record. NCBI's taxonomy places the organism in Eukaryota, Fungi, Ascomycota, Sordariomycetes, Glomerellales, Glomerellaceae. The transcript is spliced from 7 exons. Gene Ontology annotation, molecular function: methyltransferase activity. Bases 1 to 741 code for a protein of 246 amino acids.
AUGGCUAGCAGUACCACUGAGGCCGCUGCUACGGCAGGCGUGACAAUCAAGGACAACAACGAUGCUCUUGUGCCUGACGAGGUUUUUCAUGCGUACUUAGAGACGACAUCUGCCCAGGUCAUUGGCGUGGAUCUUUCUAUUGUCCAGGCAGGCUUCUUGCCGCCGAACGUUACUUUCGAAGUUGACGACAUCCAGGAGCCUUGGACCUUCUCGGACGGGUUCGACUACAUUCAUAGCCGAAUGAUGACUGGGAGCAUUAGUGAUUGGGACAAGUAUCUCCAGAAGUGUUACGACAACCUCAACCCUGGGGGCUAUCUGGAGCUCAACGACAUCGAUGCCGUACCUCUCUCCGACGACGGAACCCUCACAGAGGACACAAACCUCAUGAAAAGCUUCCGCCUAUGGCACAAGGGCCUCGCCGGCCUAGGAAGACAUUUCCAGGAGUUUAGCCGUUUCAAGGACGCCUCGGCAAAGGUCGGAUUCGAAGACGUCCACAUCAAAAGGUACAAGUGGCCGACCAACGGAUGGCCCAAAGACAAGAAGCACAAGGAACUUGGUAUCUGGAACCUCAUUGCCCCGCAUUGGGACGGCUUCAUCAUGGCCCCCUUGACUCGAGCUCUGGGCUGGACGAAGGAAGAUGUGCUCGCCCUCGGCAAGGAUGCUCGUCGCGACUUUGCCGACAGACGCAUCCAUACUUACUUCAACAUCUGGUCAAUCUACGGGAGGAAGCCCUCGGCUUAA